This is a messenger RNA of Seminavis robusta, 3538 nucleotides long. NCBI's taxonomy places the organism in Eukaryota, Bacillariophyta, Bacillariophyceae, Naviculales, Naviculaceae. The record is from the annotation of a GenBank genome assembly.
UUUUCUCGCGCCCUUCCGUUUGAAAAAUUACCGACCGCCGCCGCGCACUGGCUUACAGCACGUACUACAACGUAACAGCCGAACUGCCAACGACGACUUUGUUGCCACAACCAACCUUCUGGAGCAUCGAAACAGAAAGCAUAUCACCGCUACUAGCUAGUACCGGUACUUGCCAGCUUGAUAGAGUGUGGAGAGUGUGUCGGCUGGUUGUAACGAGACGAGACGAAAACAGACAAUCUGGACAAGAGACUUUCUCUGGCAUUCCCAUCCGUGGUCCGACAACAACACAAUAGAAAAAAUGGCGGGGGACAUGGCAUUCGACUCGCAGCACUUUUUCGAUGAAGGCAGGCAUCAUCAGGACGACCAUCUCUCCUUUCCUGACCCUAUUGCCGACGCAAUCAUAUCACAAAAGGAUCCACUAGAAGAGCUCCCGCAACCGCAUUUCGAGGAGCCACGGCAGGAGUCACCACCGCGUGUUGAGGAUUUUCAGCCCCCACAGAAUGAGCCCCCACAGUAUGAGCAGCAACAGCAUCAAGAGCAAGAGCAGGUCUCGCUGCCGGAAGAGCAGCAGCAUCAACAGGACUCGCCACAAUUUGCAAGGCCACAAACGGUCGCCAGCUCCAUAAAGGCCCCCCCGCCAACCUCUCCGGGAGCAUCGGAUUACACCAUGAGCGGCAUGACAGCCGUUGAUGGUCAUGGAAUGUGGAACUCGUGGACGCGUGUCUUUGACGAACCGAAAUAUGCCAUGCUCGAUUUGCUCGACAAUUGUUUGGACGCCACCCUGCAUUCCAAUAUUGAAGGAAAGGUCGUCAUGAAAAAGCUGGAACCGAAUGGCAUUGUCAUUAUCAACAACAGCGCCAAACCCAUCAAGCCACUCAAGGACGUCCUUGUGGUGUAUGGAUCAACCAAGGGCGUGGGCAAGAAUGCCAAACGAGAUGCCAUCGGUGAAAAUGGAGUUGGGCUCAAACAUGGUUGUGCUACUCUGAGCGACGCCAACUUUGUCAUCACGCGCAAUGGACCCAUGUAUUCCUUGGGAGUCAUUGCCAAGAGUCUACAAACCAAAGAAGGAGUCUGUUUACCAUCCGCAUGGUUCAUUGUGGAAGAUGUUGACGACAAAACUCCUGGGGAAAUUGAAGAAGAAUUUCAUUCGCAUCUUAGCAACAUCAUUGCACAGAAUCCAAAGAUUGGGACUUGUGUCCAAAAUGCCCUGGGGCAAGGGGACAUGGUUGUUGGGCUCAAACGACUCGUCGAACAUUGUUUACACAUGUGGGAUGACGAGUGGGGAAACUACGAUCAUAUUUUCCAGGUCAUUAUUGCAUCACUCUUGCAUCAACACAACAAUAUCGCGGUUCACAGUCGCCGUUCAUUCCACGGCAACAACCCCGCUUCGCUUUUUCUGGAAGAAAUCAAACAGCUACUUCCAAAAUUCUACAUCAAUAUUCCCAACAAGGGAUUUGAUUUCUGGAUCGGAGAGGAAAAGGUCCAUUUUUCCUACUGGCAACAUCGACUCGUGGAAAUGACCAAAUUUACUGUGAAUGUACCCAGAGAGACUCCGAUCAUGGAUAUUGGACACUUCAACUGGGAUAAGGAAGGGUACAAUCUCAACAUUUUUUGUGGAUACGAAGCGCUGCGUCUCGGAAACGACAAUCUGCCCAACACGGCUCAAAUGUAUAUUUACAGUCGUAGUUCUGGACGGUUGAUCCAGCACGAUGACGAUGCUCGUGCCACUCUUGGUUUGGCUGCUUCUGGUACCGACUAUCAGCAAGCGCUCACAAUCAUUAUUGAUGAUGAAAAAGCACAGUUGCCGUUGAUGCCCACCAAACAAGGUAUCGCAUGGUCCGAGCAAAAAGGAGGAGAAACGCACAAGCGCAACUUACUGGCGUGGACGGCGGGAAUUGCGGAUUGCUACUGGAAGUACCAUUCGAACAAGUUCAAAAAGCGGUGCAACACAACCUCAUUCAAAAGCUUGAUGCAAGAACAGCUUAUGAAGUUCUGCGACCCCAUCAGUCGGCAUUUGUCAGACUUGGAUACUCUGCGCCGCAACCCGCAGGGCUGUAGGCCCAGCGCCUUUCUGCAGCGAAGCAUUGCUAUGGAUCGAUUGGGGAAAGCGGACUUUUCCCAUUUCGAUGGCCUUGAAUGGAAGAGAAGCGUGGCACCUACCACGAAGAAAUCAAGGAUUCGUCGCAAAACCUACUAUAAUGAAAUUGUGCCCGGAACUGCUACGAUAUUCCAAUUCCAAGACGAACAUUACCCAUACGUUGCUCCGAAACCGGCACCCAUGGAAUGGAAGCCACCGCCACAGCCUGUUCAACAGCACAAUCCGCAUGCCCCGCAUCACCCUCGCGGCCUGCCUCCAAUGGCUCAUCAUCCUCGAGUUCCGCAACCACCUCAUCACGGAAUGCGCCCUCCACCGGUUCCAAUGGCGGGUGCACCAGAACCACUCCACAAACGACGUCGUACUUCUGGCGAGGCGAUGGAUCGUCCCAUUUUGCUGCUGGACGACGAUUCCUAUGGGGAUGAAGGACCACCACCCGAAAGGACGCGCCGACAGGUCGCGAGAAAGAGCACAGGAGUUUCGUCGGCGCCAUCCGUGAGCCGACCUAGCAAUGAUCACUACGGAGCCUCACCGUCAGCGGAGAGUCAGCAGAGAAUUGCAGAUCUUGAACGCUCUUUGGCCGCUGCUCAAAAUGAGCUUGCCGACCAGAAACGAUUGAUGAGAGAAUCGCACGUGGUUCACAGGGCCACAGUUCAAAAGCUCACCGAGGACUUGCGUCGAGUGCAACAACAGCAGGCACAACAACAGAAUGGGAACCAACCGAGUCAAGAGACCCUGCAGAAGACUCGAGACGAAUUGAUGAUUGCGAAACGACAAAGGAACCUCAUAUCGAAGGAACUACAAGACGUGAAAGAUCAACGAGAGGAGCAAGUCUCUGGUCUGAACCUAGAAAUUGAGACUCUCAAAAUGCGAUUGGAACAGCACGAGGAAACAAUUCGGCGGCUGGAGAACAGCAAUGCCAGCGGUGAAGCUGAGUUUGACGACGAAAAUGUGCAACCUGAUAUCGCCGUCAGCAUUGGAUGGACGCAGGGGCGACGCUCAAAGUACCACGGUACAGACUCGAUCUAAGGGCGCACAACCUUCUUUAUUCAUGUCGUGCCGUCGUCGGGAGGAUAUCGUACUGUACACGGUACGCAGUGUAGUGGCUCAGGAGCCUAUCUGGCUGCAUUGGUUGGCGGUGUAUGAGUACUAAAUCGAAAGUCACACGGUGACUGCAUGUAGGACUGUGAUCGGCUUUAGUAAAUUGUGUGCGCAGUCUACGAGUAGCUAGUAACUGACCGAAGCUGUCCAUUGAUACUGACGUCUGUGGCCAAGAACUCUUCUAACUAUGUUCAGCUAUGCCGGUAAUAUGUGGACCAGGUAGCUAGCUCGAGACAGCCUUCUCUGCUACAUUCCUCUCGGCAUCUGCUUCUAGUGCUUCUGGCAGUUGUUUGAGACUAUAUUCAGCAGAUUCACAGUCCCCAAAGCCUCGAACCACUAUCU